AUGCAACAACAACCAAAGUGCUUCUUCAUUCAUUACUCUGGUAAAGACAGUUAUGCCGUGCUCCAUAGACCCACAGGGAAGAGAACUCACUGCUGCUCUGACUGUGGGAAGAGAUUCACUUCAUCAGGCAUUAAAAUUCAUCAGAGAACACACACAGGAGAGAAACCUUAUAGCUGUGGUCAAUGUGGGAAGAGUUUUUCUGCCUCUAGCACUCUGACUGUACACCAGAGAACACACACAGGAGAGAAACCUUUUAGCUGUGGUCAAUGUAGGAAGAGUUUUACUACAUCCAGCACUCUGACUGAACACCAGAGAAUACACACAGGAGAGAAACCUUAUAGUUGUGGUCAAUGUGGGAAGUGUUUUACUUCAUCUGGCUCUCUGACUCAACACCAGAGAACACACACAGGAAAUAAACCUUAUAGCUGUGAUCAAUGUGGGAAGAGUUUUGGUGGAUCUGGAGAGCUGACAGUGCACCAGAGAACACACACAGGAGAGAAACCUUAUAGCUGUGGUCAAUGUGGGAAGAGUUUUACUACAUCUGGCCAUCUGACUCGACACCAGAGAAUUCACACAGGAGAGAAACCUUAUAUCUGUGGUGAGUGUGGGAAGAGUUUCAGUACAUCUAGCACUCUGACUGUACACCAUAGAACACACACAGGAGAGAAACCUUUUAGCUGUGGUCAAUGUAGGAAGAGUUUUUCUUCAUCUAGCUCUCUGACUGAACACCAGAGAAUACACACAGGAGAGAAACCUUAUAGCUGUGGUCAAUGUGGGACGUGUUUUACUACAUCUGGCUCUCUGACUCAACACCAGAGAAUACACACAGGAGAGAAACCUUAUAGCUGUAAUCAAUGUGGGAAGGGUUUUAUUCGAUCUGUCCACCUGACUCAACACCAGAGAACACACACAGGAGAGAAACCUUAUAGCUGUAAUCAAUGUGGGAAGGGUUUUGGUCAAUCUGGAGAGCUGACAGUGCACCAGAGAAAACACACAGGAGAGAAACCUUAUAGCUGUGGUCAAUGUGGGAAGAGAUUUGCUUCAUCUGGCUCUCUGACUCUUCACCAGAGAACACACACAGGAUUGAAAUCUCAUAGCUGUGACCAGAGAUAAUCUGAUAAAUGAUCUCUGAUCAAAUAUUAGAAAAUACAUACAUGAAGUAGUUGUUUCAUGAUUUCAACGAAUUAAUGUCACAAUGUAGAAUAUUUUAACAUUGUUUUAGGGUUAUUUUAAUAGUCUCAAUGUAGAAGCCUAAACGUUUGCCCCCUUAUCAAUUGAUUUCAACAUAAUUUGGAUAUUAGCCUCAGGGGAAAAAUCCAGGCUCUGAAAUGGAAGAGAUUGAUUGGUGUCACCUCGUUAGUCAGUAUGUGUUACACCUGUGCUGGCUUGUCCAUCUCAUUAGUAGGAA
This is a messenger RNA of Oncorhynchus mykiss (rainbow trout), 1408 nucleotides long. NCBI's taxonomy places the organism in Eukaryota, Metazoa, Chordata, Actinopteri, Salmoniformes, Salmonidae. The record is from RefSeq and is a predicted model, not a curated record.